This is a messenger RNA of Rubroshorea leprosula, 1745 nucleotides long. The record is from the annotation of a GenBank genome assembly. Lineage: Eukaryota; Viridiplantae; Streptophyta; Magnoliopsida; Malvales; Dipterocarpaceae.
AACAUAUUGCGGGAUAAGCAAGGAGCGGGGAAGGAAGACAAGAAGGGGAGGAAAGGCCAAAUUGAGAAGCAGACAAAAUUCCGAGGAUCUCAAUGAAGAUUGAAGCGGCAGAGACGAAAUUUGGGAAAACUGCGUAUAGCAGGUGAAGUUGUGAAGAGAAAAGGGGAGAAGAAUCAAGCAGGCGGCGCGAAGAAGCAAGGGGAAAGAUAAAAACUUUGAAGCAGAAUGCCGCUCUCUUCUCCUCAGGACAUCAUACAGCUCAAUGUUGGAGGUAAGCUCUUUGAGACAACUGUCUCUACGCUCCAAUCUGGCGGUCCGGACUCUCUCCUCGCCGUCCUCUCCACCGGUCCCGCCAAGGAUUCCGGUCCCAUCUUCAUCGACCGUGACUCCGACAUCUUCUCCAUUCUCCUCUCUCUUCUUCGCUCUAAUCGCCUCCCCUCAACCGCCCUUCGACGCUUUUCCCUACAGGAACUGGCCGAUGAGGCUCUCUAUUAUGGUAUCGAUUCCCGCCUCCGAUUUGCCGUGUCCCCGCCCCAGCUUCAUGGCAUCGACGCUGCUGUGAAGGACACAAUCCGCCCAGCUGCGGACGCCAUUCCCUCCACCUUCUCUGCUGCGGAGGACGGCUCUGUUUGGAUUGCCCAUGGCGGACAGGUCUCCGUAUACGAUCCUUACCUAACCUAUACCUCUACCAUCCGUACCCAUCUCGAUGAUAUCACCUCAAUUCGCUGGGUUUGGCCUAAUAUUGCCGCUCUCGGAUCCGAGUCCACUGCUGGCAUCCAUUUCUACAACUCAUCCGCCGGACGCCACGUUAGUUCCGUUCACUGGACCGACCCAACCGAUCCGCGGAUCUACAAGGCGCGAGUCAACGCCAUCACCGACUCAACCAAUUCCAUUUUCGCCUCUUUCGACUGUCCCCACAAAGAAAACGCUGUCCUCGUAAUCGACAAAUCAACUCUCCAGAUCUCACAGGAGCUUGGCCGCCAACCCGGCAACUCGGCCAAGACCACGGUACCUGAAAAGCUAACUUGGCUGCCGGAGACCUGCUCCCUGAUCGGCAUCUCCGUCACGCAAGGAGCGUUCGGUUAUUCGGGGUAUAUCAGGAUGUGGGACCCAAGAAGUGGGGAGGUGGUAUGGGAGACGAACGAGCCAGGUUCGGGACGGAGCAGCAGCAGGUUCGGAGACCCAAUGGCUGACGUGGACGUCGACGUGGAGGGGUUGAAGCUGUUUAAAAUCUGUUCUAAAUCAGGGGAUUUGGCGAUGGCAGAUUUGCGUAAUUUAGGGGAAGAUCCGUGGGUGUAUAUGAAGGAUACUAACCCCAUCCUGAGAAAUACAAAUUGGAGUAGCAGUGGGAACAGUAUGGUGUUGCACUGUUACAAAAGUCAGGUUUUUGUUGGUAGAGAAGGAGAAUUAGAAGUCUGGUCAACAACAGAGGAUAAGAAAGAUGAAAGUCAAAGUGAUUUGGUCAACGAGAGAUUGGGUUAUAAGAGGAAUUAUGUGGAUAAAUCAGAUGAUGCAGAGAGAGGGGUGAUAAAGAGGAUAGAAGGAGGUGGGAAUAGGUUGUUUGUGAGCAGAGAAGAGGUUGAGGGUCUAGAGGUUUGGGAAAGCUCAAAUUUUUCUGGUGUACUCUCUGUUUCAUGAUGCAUCCAGACAUUGAUUCUUCUUUUUUUUUCUUUUUCUUUUUUUCCCUUUUGUAAUAACAAUGAUUUGGUGUUGUUAAUGCUCGGAAAUAAAAUUAAAUCACUUUG